ACGCCCAGUUUCAUAAAAUAUUUCAUCCAACCAAGUCUUAUCAACUUUGUAUAAACAAAUUUGAAUCCUAGAUAAAAUGGAAGUUUUCCAAUUUUCAAAAUUUUCAAAAUUAUCCAUCAUAUUUUUAUUUUCUGUCCUAUAUGUCCACUCCGCCCUAGGAAGAAUCCCGAUAUCCUACAGCGUUCUCCCAAUCACGGAAAGUUUAACCUUCAUCGCGGCUGAGACAACGUUGCAAUUUAACGAUUCUUGCAAAUGGGGAGACGAACUAAAGCAACGCGACGGAUUUCGAAAGAUACAGAAUUUGACGAUGGGCAGUGACGAGGAGCAGGUCAUUCUGCACGAAUCCAUAAAACAAACGGAACAACAGGGCGUCUUUUUUUGCGGAGAUGUCCGAAUGCUUGUCUGCAACCAGGAGACAAGUAGAUGCGUUUGUGGACAGACCCAGGCAGCGGUCGUUCAAGGCGACGCCUACAAGCCUUCGGCCUAUAUCACGGAACAGGACGGCAAUGGCGAAACGGUGUGUCGAUGGGGCGAAUCGACGCAUUGUAUCCCACCUGGAAACAAGUACAACGAGGGCCUUAAUUUCUACAAUGUCGAGCUGCCCCCACUCCAAUGUGCUCACGGAUUGGAAUGUUUAUCCUCGAAGGAUGGUGUCAAAUGCAGUAAUGAAACGGUGAAAGGAUACUUUGAAGAUAAAUUUGGUAAGGAAAAUAAACCCGUGACGAACGGACUGCUCUGGGAAGAAUUGUUGUCCGGAAAGAUUUGCACGUGCGGAAAAUUAAAAACAACAUAAUUUUCAAAAACUGAAAUUGAUGGAAAUAAAAAAAGUUUAUUAAUAUAAAUAA
Messenger RNA from Folsomia candida, 845 nucleotides. RefSeq lists its product as uncharacterized. The transcript has 2 exons. NCBI's taxonomy places the organism in Eukaryota, Metazoa, Arthropoda, Collembola, Entomobryomorpha, Isotomidae. The record is from RefSeq and is a predicted model, not a curated record. Bases 77 to 793 code for a protein of 238 amino acids.